Molecule: messenger RNA, 2183 nt
Organism: Psylliodes chrysocephalus
Lineage: Eukaryota; Metazoa; Arthropoda; Insecta; Coleoptera; Chrysomelidae
Source: the annotation of a GenBank genome assembly
UAAACCGAGUAAAGUUUCAAAAGACAACCACGUCCUAACAUUCUUAACCAGCUUUUGUCAAAUCGUUUUGAAUAAAUUCAUCUUAUACCUACUAUGCGCGACAUACAGAGUGCUGCAAAAUUAGCGCGCGAAAGAGGGGUCUGGGGCCUGAGGCGCGAGAAGGAAUCAAACUUGAAAUGAAGUCAUUCAUGAACUGUAAGUCGUAUACUAUUGUCGGUGUGUACCUAAUGGUGAGGUUAAAACACGUGGUAGUACGGUAACAUAAUAUCCGCCACAUGGUGUGUAAUACAUAGUUCGAGAGUUAAGUGCCUUAAAUUUUUUGUUUUCAAAAUGAAGACUGUAAGUGAACGAAUUAAUAAUGACGAUAACAAUAAGGACAAUGACAGCCCUUCAGAUGGGGUUAAGAUGAAAAAAGAAUUGGGUUUAUUGGACGGUGUAGCUAUUAUUGUUGGGGUUAUAAUAGGUUCAGGUAUUUUCGUAUCGCCGAAAGGUGUUCUGAAAUUUUCUGGGUCCAUAGGAAUUGCUAUUUUGGUAUGGAUAUUAUCGGGAGUUUUGUCCAUGAUUGGAGCUUUAUGUUAUACAGAAUUAGGAACAAUGAUCCCCAAAUCGGGGGGAGAUUACGCUUACAUAAAAGAAGCUUUUGGUCCGUUACCAGCGUUUUUGUACCUCUGGGUGGCGUUAUUUAUUUUGGUUCCUACAGGAAACGCCAUUACAUCCAUAACAUUUGCUCAAUACAUUCUGCAGCCCUUCUGGGGCACAUGCCCUGCUCCCUUCGAAGCUGUUAGGCUUUUAGCGGCCGCGACGAUUUGUAUUUUGACGGCCAUCAACUGUUACAACGUAAAAUGGGUGACCAGAGUUCAAGAUAUAUUCACAGCGACGAAAAUGUUGGCCUUAGCAAUAAUUGUGGUGGCUGGAAUUUACUACGCAUGUGCAGGACAUGUCGAGAACUUCAACAGGCCCAUCGAAGGUACAAAUUGGGAUCCCGGACACAUUGCGCUCGCGUUCUAUUCAGGACUUUUUUCGUAUUCCGGAUACAACUAUUUGAAUUUUGUUACUGAGGAACUCAAGGAUCCCUACAAGAACCUUCCAAAAGCCAUUUGCAUCUCAAUGCCAGUCGUAACAGUCGUCUACGUAAUCACAAACAUUGCAUACUUCGUAGUUUUAAGUAAAGAUGACGUUUUGUCAUCAGAUGCAGUAGCAGUAACAUUUGGAGAUAAAAUGUUGGGCAUGUUCUCGUUUCUGAUGCCCGUUUUUGUUGCCUGUUCCACGUUUGGAUCGCUCAACGGCGCAAUUUUUGCUUCGUCGAGGUUGUUUUUCGUCGGCGCCAGGGAAGGACACUUACCGAGGGCUAUUUGUUUAAUUUCACUUAAGCAUUUUACUCCCGUACCAUCGUUAGUACUGUUGGGUUUAAUUACAUUGGCUCUAGUAAUGGUGGAAGACGUAUACGCCCUUAUAAAUUACUGUUCCUUCGUAGAAGCUCUUUUCAUCGCCGUCAGCAUUCUAGGACUGCUAUACUUGCGCAAAGUUAGCCCAGACGUGCACCGACCGAUAAAAGUGAAUCUCGUGUUACCUGUCACGUUCUUUGUGAUAUGUGCCUUCCUUGUAACGUUACCGUGUUACGUUAGCCCCGUGGAAGUCAGUGUGGGUGUGGGUUUCAUUUUAUGCGGCAUCCCCGUGUAUAUGGUGACGAUCGGUUGGAAGAACAAACCGUACUGGUUGAAUAAAGCUUUUAACGAUGUUAACAAUGGCUGUGCUAAAUUAUUUAUGUGCGUUCCUGCGGAGAGUGAAAAAGAUUUUUAAUUUUUUUUUAUAUUUGAAUCCAAAGACCGAAUUCAUAAUUUAUUUAUUAGUUUUAUUUAUUUGUAUUUCUUAGAGAAUUAUGAGAUUUGUUUAAGUGCGUACUAGGGAUGCAUCGAUGCUGUGCACUUUGUAUAUUCUAAAAUCAUUAAAUAUGUAGGUGAAGGUGCAUUCCUGGUAACUAUCUAUUGUAUUAUUCUUGAUUAGCAUUUUUUUAUGUAUUUUUUUUUUUUUUGGAAUCUUAUAAAACAUUCCAGUUUUUUUAUAAAUUGUUUUAUGAUUAUUGUAUUUCUACAAUUGGAAAUUGAUUUGGUUUAAUUGUGAAUAAACCCUAUAGGCAUAGCAAAUAAAUUAAACAUUUAUUUCCUUACAUUAACGUUUUAUUA